Helobdella robusta is the source of this 1173-nucleotide messenger RNA. RefSeq lists its product as hypothetical. The transcript is spliced from 7 exons. Gene Ontology annotation, cellular component: Golgi membrane. Gene Ontology annotation, molecular function: alpha-mannosidase activity. The record is from RefSeq and is a predicted model, not a curated record. NCBI's taxonomy places the organism in Eukaryota, Metazoa, Annelida, Clitellata, Rhynchobdellida, Glossiphoniidae. Bases 1 to 1173 code for a protein of 390 amino acids. Gene Ontology annotation, biological process: protein deglycosylation; N-glycan processing; mannose metabolic process.
AUGUAUGAUUUUUUGAAUCAUAUUGAAGUUUCCUAUCCAAGUUAUCUCUGGAGUCACACAGGAUGGAUUGAAAAUUUAGAUGUUUUUUAUGACAUUGAUCAAUGGAGAUAUGAAAAGUUGAGAGUUCAUGUUGUCCCAUUCUCUCACAAUGAUCCAGGAUGGAAAUUGACGCCUGAUUCAUAUUUUUCUGCAUUUACAAAAAACAUUUUGGAUAUUGUUUUGGAUAAACUUCAUUUUAAUGAAGAAAUGACUUUUACGUGGUCUGAAGUCAUACUAUUAAAGAGAUGGUAUAAUUCACUUUCAUUGCCAAACAAAGAAAAAUUUAAAAGCUUGGUUAGGAAUGGUAGAUUUGAGAUUGUAACUGGAGGCAUGGUUAUGGUAGACGAAGCGUUAGUUCAUUAUGAAUCUAUGGUUGACCAGCUGAUCAGUGGUCAUCAAUGGAUUCAAAAAGAACUCAAUUAUAAAGUGAAAUCAGCUUGGUCACUUGAUUCGUUUGGACAUUCUCCAACUUUGACUUAUUUAUUAAAGAAAUCGGGAAUACAAAACUUGUUCAUUCAACGUACUCACUACAGCGUGAAAAGAGUUCUAUCAACUACAAAGAAAAUUGAAUUCAAUUGGAUUACCAGCAAGGAUGAGAGCUUAUUUACUCACAUGAGUCCAUUCACAUUAUAUUCAACAUCGCAUUCGUGCGGACCUGAUGUUGAUGUAUGUUGCCAGUUUGACUUUACAAAAAGAAGGUGUUGGCAAUGGGGGACAUAUGUUGAUGCUGACGAAAUAACAAAUGAUAACAUCGUCGAAAAGUCACAAAUGUUGUUGGAUCAAUUGCGAAAAAAAGUUCAAUUUGUUAACCACAAUGAUGUUUAUCUUUUGGUUGGAGAUGAUUUCAGUUUUAGUAACACUUUGGAUUGGGAAAUUCAAUGGAAUAAUAUGUUGAAAUUAUUCAAUCACAUGAAUGAGUACGAGCAUUAUAAUGUUGAAUUUAGAUUUUCAACAAUUGGAAAUUACUUAAGAUCUGCGGAAGCUAAAUUAAAAGGAAUGAAUUUUUCAAUUCCUUAUCUGGAUGGCGACUUCUAUCCAUACUCAGAUCGAUCUGAUCAAUAUUGGUCAGGUUUCUACAGCAGUCGGCCUUUUUUAAAGCAAUUAAUUAGAAAUUGUCAGUCCUUGGUUAGGUAA